Molecule: messenger RNA, 768 nt
Organism: Penicillium concentricum
Lineage: Eukaryota; Fungi; Ascomycota; Eurotiomycetes; Eurotiales; Aspergillaceae
Product: ankyrin repeat domain-containing protein
Exons: 1
Coding region: 1-768 (255 amino acids)
Molecular function (GO): protein binding
Source: RefSeq, a predicted model, not a curated record
AUGCCGCUUUUGGGACUUCCACUAGAAUUGCUUUUGUGGAUUGGCAAGUCCAUCGACAAGAAGGACCUUCGAAGUCUGCGUCUCACAUCUCGAGAAUCCAACGUCGUCUUCACAAAGAGCCUCUUUGAUUGCAUAGACUUCCAAGACACCCCGCCAAUUCAUUGGGCAAUCGAGCAUAGAAACUUAGGCAUCAUCCAGCACUCUCUGGGUUGGGAAAAGGCAGAUAUUAACCAACCGUUUUCUGGCCUUACACCGCUCAUGUUGGCUACAAAAUUGCGAUACGCAGACGCUGUUGAUUUGCUCUUAAGCCAUCAUUCAGUGAAAGUCAUACAGCGUAAUACUUUGGGAGAAAGUGCCUUCUCGAUCGCUGUUCUGCAUGGAAGCGUGAAAAUUGUCGAACGACUCCUCAAUGUACAGAAUAUUGAUCUCAAUAACCAAUCCCUGGACGGAAAUGCGCCUAUUUCAAUUGCGCUGACCUGUCGCCAAACCUACAUCUUCCAACUUCUCUUGUCUGAUGAGCGGACAAAUUUCAACAUCUGCGACCAUUAUGGCCAAACACCACUGCACCUAGCGACAGAAAUUGGCGACUAUGGAGCAAUCCAUAUGCUUGUACGAAAUCCGCGAGUUGAUGCCAACUGUCUCAACCACCGACAGGAAACUCCGUUGCUUCUGGCUGUCAAAGGACACGGUCGUUUUCUCCCCAUCAACAAAAGAAUACUUAUCAUUGAAGCCUUGCUUUUGAGUCCGUGCAUCAACCUUAAUUAUUAA